AUGCAGUUUGUUUCUUGGGCCGCACUGCUAACCCUCCUGGUGCAAGAACUGGCCGAGAUGGGGAGCCCAGACGCCGCCGCGGCCGUGCGCAAGGACAGGCUGCACCCGAGGCAAGUGAAAUUACUAGAGACCCUGAGCGAAUACGAAAUCGCCUCCCCCGUCCGAGUGAACGCUCGCGGAGAACCCUUUCCCAGGAACGUGCACUUCAAAAGGCGGCGACGGAGCAUUAACUCUGCCUCUGACCCCUGGCCUGCCUUCGCCUCCUCCUCUACCUCCUCCCGGGCGCAUUACCGCCUCUCCGCCUUCGGCCAGCAGUUUCUAUUUAAUCUCACCGCCCAUGCCGGAUUUAUUGCUCCGCGGUUCACUGUCACCCUCCUCGGGGCACCCGGGGUGAACCAGACCAAGUUUUAUUCCGAGGAGGAAGCCGAACUCAAGCACUGUUUUUACAAAGGCCAUGUCAAUACCAAGUCCGAGCACCGGGCGGUCAUCAGCCUCUGCUCGGGAAUGUUGGGCACAUUCCAGACCCAUGAUGGGGAUUAUUUUAUUGAACCACUUCAGUCCAUUGAUGAAGAUGAGGAUGAAGAGGAGCAAAACAAGCCCCACAUUGUUUAUAGAAACAGCAUCCUCCAGAGAGGGCCCUCACCAGGAAGGCAUGCAUGUGACACCUCAGAGCACGACGACCACGGUAAAGACACGAGGAAACCCAGGAUGGGAAAAUGGGGCGGAGGAAGGAGUCACCUGGUCGAUGACGUGGCAGUGUGGGAAAGCAGCUUCGCACCAAAGGCCUUCUCUACCUAUGGGAACCAGACCGAGGAUGCGAGGGAAAAGAAGACCCACAGGAGAGCCAAGCGUUUUGUGUCCUAUCCACGGUUUGUCAAAGUGAUGGUGGUGGCAGACAAUAAGAUGGUGGCAUACCACGGAGCAAGCCUUCAACACUAUAUUUUAACUUUGAUGUCCAUUGUAGCCUCUAUCUAUAAAGACCCAAGUAUUGGAAAUUUAAUUAAUAUUGUUAUUGUGAACUUAGUUUUCAUUCAUAAUGAACAGGAAGGACCUCCUAUGGCUUUUAAUGCCCACACUAUACUAAAAAAAUUUUGCCAGUGGCAACAUUCCAAGAUCUAUCCUGGUGGAAUCCAGCAUGAUACAGCUGUUCUUGUAACAAGACAGGAUAUCUGCAGAACACAGGACAAAUGUGAUACCUUAGGUCUUGCUGAACUGGGCACCGUUUGUGAUCCCCAGAGAAGCUGUUCCAUUUGUGAAGACAAUGGAUUGAGCACCGCUUUUACAUUAGCCCACGAGCUGGGCCAUGUGCUGAACAUGCCUCACGAUGACAACAAAAAAUGCAAAGAAGAAGGUGUUAAGAGUCCUCAGUAUGUCAUGGCUUCAACAUUGAACUUCUAUACCAACCCCUGGAUAUGGUCAAAAUGUAGUCGGAAAUAUAUCACGGAGUUCUUAGACUCUGGGCGUGGCGACUGUUUGCUCAAUGAACCAGAAUCCAGACCCUACCCUCUGCCUCCCCAACUGCCAGGCCUUCUUUACAACGUGAAUAAACAAUGUGAAUUGGCCUUCGGACCAGGUCAUCAAGUAUGCCCGUUUAUGCAGAAGCAAUGUAAGCGGCUCUGGUGCAAUUACGUGGAUGGGGCGCAAAAAAGCUGCCAGACUCAGCACCUGCCCUGGGCUGAUGGGACCGAAUGUGAACCUGGAAAGCACUGCAAGUUUGGAUUUUGUGUUCCCAAAGAACUGGAGGGCCCUGUGACUGAUGGAUCCUGGGGAAGGUGGAGUCACUUUGGAACCUGCUCGCGGACUUGUGGAGGGGGCGUCAAAUCAGCGGUUCGAGAGUGCAACCGGCCUGAGCCCAAAAAUGGUGGGAAGUACUGUGUAGGGCACCGCAAGAAAUUCAAGUCCUGCAACACAGAGCCGUGUCUCAAGCAGAAAGGCGACUUCCGAGAGGAGCAGUGCGCUCACUUUAACGGGAAGCAUUUUAACUUCCACGGGCUGUCCCCUACCGUGCGUUGGGUCCCCAAAUACAGUGGAAUUUUGUUCAAGGACCGGUGCAAGCUGUUCUGCCGGGUGGCCGGCAACUCCGCCUACUAUAAGCUCCAAGACAAAGUGGUGGAUGGAACGCCUUGUGGCCGGCACACCAGCGAUAUCUGUGUCCAAGGCGUGUGCCAGGAAGCUGGAUGUGACCGCAUUUUAAAUUCGAAAGCCCGAAGAGAUAAAUGCGGGGUGUGUGGUGGCGAUAAUUCUUCAUGCAAAACGGUAGCUGGGACAUUUAAUCUUGUGCGUUAUGGUUACAGCAAUGUGGUCCGGAUUCCAGCAGGCGCUACCAGCCUCGACGUGCGGCAGCACAGUUUCUCAGGGGAGUACGAGGAUGACAACUACUUAGCAUUAUCAGACAGUAAUGGAGAAUACUUCCUAAAUGGAAACUUUGUUGUCACAAUGUUCAAAACGAAAAUCCCCAUCGGGAGGGCUGUGAUAGAAUACAGCGGAUCCGACCUCGUGGUGGAAAGACUCAACUCCACGGAUCGCAUUGAGCAAGAACUUUUGGUUCAGGUGUUGUCGGUGGGAACACUGAGUCAGCCCAACGUGCGCUAUUCUUUCAAUAUUCCCAUCGAAGACAAGCCUUACCAGUUUUACUGGAACAGCCACGGGCCCUGGCAAGCUUGCAGCAAGCCCUGCCAAGGGGAACGGAAAAGAAAGCUUGUGUGCACCAGAGAUUCGGAUCAUUUUACUGUGUCUGAUCACAGAUGUGAACGGCUACCCCAGCCCGCACCCAUCACUGAGCCCUGCGGCACAGACUGUGAACUGAGGUGGUAUGUUGCCAGCAGGAGUGAAUGUAGCGCCCAGUGCGGCUUGGGUUACCGCACACUGGACAUCAGCUGUGCCAAAUACAGCCGGCUGGAUGGGAAGACUGAGAAGGUUGAUGCCAGCUUCUGCAGCAGCUACUCCAAGCCAAGCACCCAAGAGAAGUGCUCCGGAGAAUGUAACAUGGGUGGCUGGCGGUACUCUGCGUGGACCGAAUGCUCAAAAAGCUGUGAUGGUGGGACCCAAAGGAGAAGGGCUAUUUGUGUCAACAGCCGAAAUGACGUCCUGGAUGACAGCAGGUGCACUCAGGAGAAAGUCACCAUUCAGAGAUGCAGCGAGUUCCCCUGUCCUCAGUGGAAGUUGGGAGAGUGGUCAGAGUGCUUGGUCACCUGUGGAAAAGGACACAAGCACCGCCAGGUCUGGUGUCAGUUUGGUGAAGAUCGAUUAAACGAUCGAAUCUGUGACCCUGAGAGCAAGCCGGCCUCCACGCAGCCUUGUCAGCAGCCGGAAUGUGCGUCCUGGCAGCUGGGUCCCUGGGGACAGUGCAGUGUCACUUGUGGUCAGGGAUACCAGCUAAGAGUAGUGAAAUGUAUCAUUGGGACGUAUAUGUCCGUGGUUGGUGACAACGAGUGCAAUGCAGCAGCUAGACCAACUGAGACCCAGGACUGUGAGUUACCAUCUUGUCACCCUCCCCCAACUGCCCCAGAAGCAGGGAGAAACAUACACAGUAUACCGAGAACCCAGUGGCGCUUUGGGUCUUGGACUCCAUGCUCAGCUACUUGCGGAAAAGGCACCCGGAUGAGAUAUGUCAGCUGCCGGCAUGAGGAUGGCUCUGUGGCUGACGAAAGCACCUGUUUGACCCAGCCUCGACCUUUGGCCAAGGAGGACUGUUUGGUGGUCCCCUGUGGGCAGUGGAAAGCUUCAGACUGGAGUUCUUGCUCCGUGACCUGUGGGCAAGGUAGGGCAACUCGGCAGGUGGUCUGUGUCAACUACAGCGACCACGUGACACACGAGAGCGAGUGUGACCCGGAUUAUAUCCCAGAAACUAACCAGGACUGUUCCAUGGCGCCAUGCCCUCAGCGGACCCCGGACGGUGGCCUGGCCCAGUACCCUUUCCAAAAUGAACACUAUCGGCCCACGGGCAUGAGCCCCAGCCGCACCCACGUGCUGGGCGGAAACCAGUGGCGAACUGGUCCCUGGGGAGCAUGUUCCAGUACCUGUGCUGGUGGCUCCCAGCGGCGUGUCGUCGUGUGUCAGGAUGAAAAUGGAUUCACGGCCAGCGACUGCGUGGAGAGAAUCAAACCUGAUGAGCAGAGAGCCUGUGACUCUGGCCCGUGUCCUCAAUGGGUGUUCGGCAACUGGGGCGAGUGCACGAAGCUGUGUGGGGGAGGAGUCCGGACCAGACUGGUUGUCUGUCAGCGGCCCAGUGGUGAACGGUUUCCAGAUUUGAGCUGUGAACUUCUUGACAAGCCUCCCGACCACGAGCCGUGUAACACACAUGCUUGUCCUCAAGAUGCCGUCUGGAGUGCUGGCCCUUGGAGUUCGUGUUCUGUCUCUUGUGGUCGAGGGCAUAAACAACGACAUAUUUACUGCAUGGCAAAAGAUGGAACCCAUUUAGAAAGUGAUUACUGUAAACACCUUGCUAAGCCACAUGGGCACAGAAAGUGUCGAGGAGGAAGAUGCCCCAAAUGGAAGGCUGGAGCCUGGAGUCAGUGCUCCACGUCCUGCGGCCAAGGCACGCAGCAGAGGAACGUGGCCUGUCAGAUUGGCGCUCACAAAAUAGCCAGAGUGACCGAGUGCAACCCGUACGCCAGACCGGAGUCGGAGCGCGCCUGCCAAGGCCCACCGUGUCCUCGCUACGCGUGGAGGGCAGAGGAGUGGCAAGAAUGCACCAAGACAUGUGGCAACGGCUCCAGGUACCGCAAGGUGGUGUGUGUGGAUGAGGACAAGGGCGAGGUCCAUGACAUGUACUGUGACGUGGCCCAGAGGCCUGCCGACCGCGAGACCUGCAGCUUGCAACCCUGCGAGUAUGCCUGGAUCACAGGAGAAUGGUCGGAGUGCUCAGUGACCUGUGGACGGGGCUACAAACAAAGGCUGGUCUCCUGCAGUGAGAUUUACACCGGGAAGGAAAAUUAUGAGUACAGCUACCAAACCUCUGUCAACUGCCCGGGCAUGCAGCCGUCCAGCGUCCACCCCUGCUACCUGAGGGAGUGCCCAGUCUCCGCCACCUGGAGGGUGGGCAACUGGGGGAGCUGCUCCGUGUCCUGUGGCCUUGGAGUGAUGCAGCGAUCUGUGCAGUGUUUGACCAACGAGGACCAGCCCAGCCACCUCUGCCCCCCAGAUCUGAAGCCAGAAGAGAGAAAAACCUGCCAUAAUGUCUACAACUGUGAGUUACCCCAGAGCUGCAAGGAGGUUAGAAGACUCAAAGGGGUCCGUGAAGAUGGAGAAUAUUUCCUACUUAUUCGAGGGAAGCCCCUCAAGGUAUUCUGUGCAGGGAUGCACUCUGACCACCCGAAAGAGUAUGUGACCCUGGUCCACGGCGACUCUGAGAACUUCUCCGAGGUUUACGGCCACAGAUUGCACGACCCGACAGAAUGUCCCUACAACGGAAGCCGGCGCGAUGACUGCCCGUGUCGGAAGGAUUAUACGGCAGCUGGGUUUUCCACCUUCCAGAAGAUCAGAAUAGACCUGACCACCAUGCAAAUAAUCACCACUGACUUGCAGUUUGCGAAGACCAGGGAGGGGCAUCCCGUCCCUUUCGCCACAGCCGGAGAUUGCUACAGUGCUGUCAGGUGCCCACAGGGACGGUUCAGCAUUAACCUUUAUGGGACGGGCCUGACAGUCUCGGAUUCGGCCAGGUGGAUAUCACAGGGCAAUUAUGCCGUCUCCGACAUCAAGAAGUCUCCGGAUGGAACCCAGGUCAGAGGGAAGUGCGGCGGUUACUGUGGGAAAUGCACUCCAUCCUCGGGCACCGGCCUGGAGGUGCGAGUUUUGUAGCUGAGAUGUUGUGAAGAGGAAGCCGAAGGGGUUGGAUGAAGGAUAGUCAUGCAAUACCUCCACCUUGAAUUUGGGUGUGUGUGUGUGUGUGUGUGUGUGUGUGUGUGUGUGUACUUGUGAGUCGGUAUGUGCGCCUGUGUGCGCAUUCAUGUGUAAAUAUGCAUAUGUAUACAUAUGUGCACGUGCACAUAAAUCAACUGUAUGUGUGUGUGUAUAUAUGUAGGAAAUAUCCUAACGAUUUAAAGUUUAAUAUUUAUGUUUGAAAUUAUUUAUUUCGAUGUAAUAUUUUUGUACGUAAAAUGAUUCUCCUGUGACUGCCUCUGCAUUGCCUUAGCCCAUGCAGGGAGCCCACUGCGUUUUACGUACUCUACAUUAUAUGUAGCGCGAUGACAAAAGUGAUCCUUCAUUAUCACGGUACACUGUUGUUGACUUUCUGUCUGUAAAUGUUGCCCUGUUCCUUUUAUCGUUCGUUUUUUAAAACAACCUAGCCGCCAUCCAGGUGCUACAGAGAAUCGUCUGAAGGUGCUUUUGGCAAUUCGAGGCGAGUACCAUUAGCCAAUAAGUAACUUAGUGAUAUCACAGAUUUGUAUCGACUAUUAACUAUGUCUGUAGUUUCAUGUGAUCUCUGGGAACACAACUGCUGCCUUGGUGCUAACAUCGUAGGUGUUUAAGUAGCCUUCAAACUUCGACAUAAUAACACUUUCAAUAAGGAGGAGGGAUGGAAGGACCAUAUUUAAUGGACAGAUUCACUCAGAAGAGACAGGACCAGCUCUUUGCCCUUGCUCUUGGACAUGUGCAUCUGAGGAGGGAGUCGGACUUGGUUCUGGUGUUCUGCAAUGCCUUCUGCCCACAGUGCCUUGGUUCUCCUGUGGGUACGUGGAGGGCCCUCCAGGCCUUUGCAUUUCAGAGUGACAUUGGGAGAGUGAUGUCCUCACACCGUUUUGUUUUGCCAAGAUAGUCUCCAUCCGCACCCCAGCCAACCAGGAGCAGGACAGAGGAUGUGCAGGAUUCGGGGAGGGCUCUGCACCCGAGGACAUUUGGAGCUCACAACCAGGUCCCCAGUCAUCAGCAUCAUCUUCUGUUCUUUGCGAUGGACAGUGAUGUGAGUGCUCUUCAACUGAGCCUGAGCCUGAGACCCUGCCCGCCCCGUGGCUACUGUCCGAAUUCAUGUCUGAGACGUGAACUGUGGAUGCUCGAGCCACUCAGCUCCCACCAACCCACUCCCUGUCCCGUGGUGCCACCCACCGUGGAGUGCCAAAACUGAGCUCACCUACCCGGUCAGACCUGUUGGAGGGAGCCAUUGCCAGCAGCCCAUGGGGGACGCUUGGUCUGCGGAACCUUUCCUACAUGCAAAAGCCAAAGAAGCAGGGGACAACCUGGCAGUAUUCUCUAACCAAAGUAAACUCCAGAGUGCUCCAGGAAGUUAAUAUGCAGUGUAUGAAUAAACGUUAUUCUUCAUAUUAAUGCAUUGUGAAAUAUAUUAUGAAUAAAUACCAUGAUCACAUCCAAA
Messenger RNA from Echinops telfairi (small Madagascar hedgehog), 7309 nucleotides. It is a transcript of the gene ADAMTS9, whose product is annotated as ADAM metallopeptidase with thrombospondin type 1 motif 9. Gene Ontology annotation, cellular component: extracellular matrix. Gene Ontology annotation, biological process: extracellular matrix organization; proteolysis. Gene Ontology annotation, molecular function: zinc ion binding; metalloendopeptidase activity. The coding region runs from base 1 to 5799 and encodes 1932 amino acids. The transcript has 40 exons. The record is from RefSeq and is a predicted model, not a curated record. Lineage: Eukaryota; Metazoa; Chordata; Mammalia; Afrosoricida; Tenrecidae.